Mercenaria mercenaria is the source of this 3354-nucleotide messenger RNA. RefSeq names its product olfactory receptor 2B11-like. Bases 284 to 1276 code for a protein of 330 amino acids. The transcript is spliced from 2 exons. Gene Ontology annotation, cellular component: membrane. NCBI's taxonomy places the organism in Eukaryota, Metazoa, Mollusca, Bivalvia, Venerida, Veneridae. Gene Ontology annotation, molecular function: G protein-coupled peptide receptor activity. The record is from RefSeq and is a predicted model, not a curated record. Gene Ontology annotation, biological process: neuropeptide signaling pathway.
CUAUGCAAAAUAAUAUUAUUCAACGAACAGGAAGUAAAAUAUGCCUUAAGUAGGUUCAGAAAACACAUAACCAAAUCGUUUGAAAACGUUUGUGAUUUCUACAAUGCUGGCAUGCAUAUAUACAGCAUGUUGUAUAACGGAAUAUAAAAAAGCACGUGGUAUGUUUCAGGAGUUGUAAUUGACUUUCAUACAGAUUUUGUCUUGUUACAUUUCCAAAUGACAAUGGAUAUAUCUCGUGUUGACUGUCCUAUGUAGUAUAUAACUGAUAAACAUUGAACAGAAGAUGCAAAACUUCAGCAAACAGUUGAUAAGUACGCCUAUUACGUCAAUGUCAGAUCAAGAAAAACUUUUGCAAGAAGCCCAUCGGCGAAAAAUAAUAGAACAUGUUCCUUUGAUAGUUGCUAUGUUUAUCUUAGCAGUAAUUGGAAUAAUCGGAAAUAUUUUAACAAUUUCAUUUUACGGCUAUAGGGUGAAAAGGACGCCCACUUUUGCAAUGAUAAAGUUAUUGGCAAUCAUUGAUCUUAUUGUCUGUUUUCUAAUCUUUACAACAAUUGCAGACCUUUGCAUCAACAUCACGUUUACAAGCACAAUUCUUUGCAAAUGGAUGUACUUUCUGGAUCAUUGGUUUAUGCUUACUUCCGUGCUGAUACUUUGGAUAAUAUCGAUUCACAGAUACAGAAGAAUCUGCAAGCCUGUUGGGAGACAAUUCACAGUGAAGUCUGCAACAGUUGCAGUGAUACUUUUAACUGUAUUCUCAAUGAUAUACUGUACACAUGUCUUCGUUACUUAUGAUCCAGUGAAAGUUAACAUCUCUACUUCAGACGUUGCUUUCCCCGCUGUGAUUGGUCAUUACUGCACGAAUACUGACGACCCAAGCCUCAAUGAUGUUCUUGUUACUUUUCAUGCCAUUGAUGUUGUGUCUGUAACAUUUUGCUUUAUCACAUUUGUAUUUACGUAUGGUAAUAUCUGGCGAACGGUAAGGAGGCACAACAGGAAAGCUAGAACAAUACAGACAGUCCCAUCCAGUCCUCCUCCCAGGCAACGUACGCUACCUUUCAAACACGUAACGAUACAAAUGAGCAGUGCCAGCACUAAAGAACAUUCUUCCACGGACCAGUUUACAUCCCAGCUGCAGUCUGACUACACCACAGAUAGUUUUUCAAAACCGGAUUCAGAUUCUGUUGAAACACCGGCUACAAUCGAAGGGGGGGGCUCUAUCUACAAGUGCUCGAAAGACCAAGGAAUCAUCCAAACCCCAAAUGACAGUUACACGUGAACGUAACAUUACGCUCAUGAUGUUUGCCGUUACCGUGGGACUAAUGGUAUGUUUCACUCCAUAUUUCAUUGGUUCUGUCGGAAUACGAGCAAUGUCUACCACAACAGAAGACGAACUUAACACUGGCAUGGAGCUGGCACUUAGGUUUCCAUUUUUUAACAGUGUCAUCAACCCCAUCAUUUUUUGCGUUUUUAAUUCUCAGUAUAGAAGGUUCGUAAAAGAGAAGUUUAUAAGAUGUAACAAUAAGUAAUUACACAAGAAAUUCAGUUUUAAAUGAAUUUAUACUACUGGUUGGGUUUCCAUACUGAAUAAUAUAUAUUUCGGAUGCCUGUGUUUCUGAUUUAAACAGCAAAAGCAUUCCUGAACAUGUUAUACUAAAUAACGUCGUUAGAAUACAACUUUGUACAUGAAGAAAGAACAUUUACAUCUUGCAGGUAUCGUUACAGCAGUCCUUUAUAAUCCUAUGAGUUAUUUUCUCAUGGUUAGAGGUAAAAUGCAUCAAUUACAUGAGAAUUUCAAGGUUUGAAACUAUGUUACUCCUUAGGCCCACUACUAAAAUUUAUGCAGUGAAACAAUACACUGAUAAAUCAUGGCAUUAUUUUGGUUUUAUUCACAUUGGGAAGGUUCAAUCAUGGCUUCGUUUAUUUACCUGAAUUGAAAGUAUGCAUGGCUUUAAACACGCGUAUUUUGCAUGAUUUUCACUGACAAAUAUAUACUGAUGUCUUAAACUACAAUGUGCACGCACAUAUUUCAAAUUCUAAAGAAUUCGAGAGCUGUUGGCUGACAUUCAGGUUUUGUACAUGACAAUACGUAGGCUGUUUAUUAGAACUUCCUUCAAAUUUUGUUCGGACUUUUUGUGUUGUGUAAUUACCUUCAGUAUUUUGGGGGUUUUAAUGUUACAAAAUAUUGCCUACUCUCAUCUUAACUGGCACUGGUAUUAAUUAAGUUGACCGGCUUUUGAAUAUGGAAAGUCCGUGUCAUGUUAUAGUGUUUUUACCACAUUUAUCUUUUAAUGACCUGUUUCAUUCACAUAUACUUGUGGUCAUCUUGUACUGGAUUUACCAUUUUAACAAAAUAUAUGUUUUAUCAUCCCGACCUAUGUUCAGUUCGUUUUAAAAGAUAUUGAAGAUAUUGGCUGGCAGUUGGCAGGUGAAUCUACGAUUUCCUUUCCAUGUUUCUUCUGAUAAGGUUAGCACUAAAUAAUCAUAUUGAAUACCUUGCUAGUUGAUAAUUUUACAGUAAUGACUUAUGUCCGAUGCAAGUGUUUCACACCGUAUUCCUCUGACAUCGGCUUCAGCGGAAUUUUAUUAUACAGAUAAAUGAAUUUCAUGAUCCAAACGGACGAGAAAAAUAUAAUUACUGAAUUCAAAUAAGGGGAGAGUUUCUGCUGAUGAACUCAAGUGUUAUUUUUUUCUUGUCCUUUGACAUCAUGGAACCCAUUCUAUAUGUCGGUAUUCCGCUUCUAAAGGCCUUACAAGGGUUCUUGGGUGUUACACAUAUCAUUAUCUCUCAUGAACGGAAUCGAUCCGGUCGGACCUGCUAUCGCUUUCUAUAUUUCCAAAGGAUUUUCAUAUAGAUUGAAUAUACAUUUGUAUUAAACUAUCAAAACAAUGAUCUUUAAGUGCCGUGUGGCGGUCUUUGAAAUGUCUAUCUGUACUAGGACUCUAGGGUCCUUUGAGAUUAUGGAGACUAUCAAAUAUAUCUGUGUAAUAGAAUUCGGCUUAAGAGAGUGCUAGUGGUGUGAGGUUGUUGCUCAUUUCAGUACGUAUCAUGUAACGAUUCAGUCAAACAUGUCUAAUAAUUCUAAAUCUAUUAAUUCACUUGGAUGCUUUCAAAGACCUUCUCACAGAUUUUAUAUCAGGAAAAGGGGGUGAAAGUUAUACUGAAACACAUAUUUUAUAUGAAAUAUGUAUGUAUAUGCAUGCUUCUGUAAUAUAGAUCUUGUGAGCUUAAGUUUAAUUUGAAAUUAAUAUUUUACAAUUUAAUAAAGUUCUGAUUGCAUUUAAGUAUUAUACAGUUGCAGCCUGUUUCUGCUAAAUGUUUACUAAAGUAUUGCGAAAUAAAACCUGUAACAUAUG